Molecule: messenger RNA, 882 nt
Organism: Fusarium redolens
Lineage: Eukaryota; Fungi; Ascomycota; Sordariomycetes; Hypocreales; Nectriaceae
Exons: 2
Coding region: 1-882 (293 amino acids)
Source: RefSeq, a predicted model, not a curated record
AUGAGCCUGAUCGGCUUCCAGAUCUUCAGAGGCGCGCUCAAUGAUGCCUCUUCGACAUCUUUACCGAUGCAUUCAGUUCACCCCGAGACAACCAGACAGCUGGUAGCUGCCGAAAUUCAGACACCUUAUGCCAGAAACACUAAAUUCUACACCAUCUAUUCCUCUGCCUACAGCACACUAUUGUCUUUUGUGGGCCUGUCUAUUCCCCUCUGUAGUAAGGCCUUAACAUCACCUUGGAAACAGCUUGGCCUCACCACCUCCCUAGCAUCUCUCACCCUUGCGGUCAACACUCCCAUAUUACCAAAUCCCCCCUACAACACCUGCCAUUCCGAGGAGGAUUUGGCCUUCCUGUCUGAGAGACAGGUCAGCCCAGAGAUCUUCGACCUCACUGCCGAGGAAGGUACAGCUGGAUGCUGUAUAGUCAAUGACCAUGUCGACCUCACCAUGACCCCCGGCGCCGGUGAACACCUAGCCCCUAACUGUGGUAAGCGCUGUCUCCCGACAACCAGGUUGCAGAAUGAUAAUAUCAUCCAGGCAGGCUCGUUCCUCCAAGUCGAACCCUUCCACGUGGCCAACUGCUUCGCCGAGUUCAUCCUUGUCAGGGCUCUGUCCCGAUGCGAGACUAUUAACAAUGUUGAGAUCUACGGCACACCCUUCCUGGCUGCUUACUCUGACCUGGCUAUGCUCGAUCUAGUGGCCGGUGAGGUCUACAUGCUUGUCAAACAGGACUCAGAAGGCAAGUUACAGGAUUUCACUAUCACCGGCCUAUCUAUAGCCAAGCAGGUGCACAUGCUCACCAUGACCAACGCAACCCACACCGGCCUUGACCGAAUCAACCCAGAAGAACAUAUCCACUACCCCAGGGACCUGACCUGUCGCUAG